Molecule: messenger RNA, 8839 nt
Organism: Papilio machaon (common yellow swallowtail)
Lineage: Eukaryota; Metazoa; Arthropoda; Insecta; Lepidoptera; Papilionidae
Gene: Megf8
Product: multiple epidermal growth factor-like domains protein 8
Exons: 22
Coding region: 200-8584 (2794 amino acids)
Molecular function (GO): protein binding; calcium ion binding
Source: RefSeq, a predicted model, not a curated record
CAUUAUAAUUCAAGAAGUAGUAAAGUAUAUUUGAACAUUAGGGUCUUAGGAUAAAAUUCACCUUUUAAAGUUGUUAGCCUUGAAGUAGAUGUCAUCUAAAUGAGUGUUGUUUAUUUUACAUUUUAGUGAUAUUAGUCGUAAUUUCACGAUUAUAUGGCUCUGAUGUUUGACUUAUGUUUUGUGACAAUUUGGAAGAGGCAUGUUUUAUCCACGUAUCGGGGAGAAAAGUGCAAGUUCAGUAGUGGUCAUCUGGAUUUAUCUCACCGUGUGGUGCGCUGCGUCCAUAGCACCUUGCGACAAGACACGCAGGGUGUUCACCGAGCCCAGCGGAGUUAUCACGGACGGCCCUACGACCUCUAACUAUACACAAGAUUCACAUUGCGAAUGGCUCAUAAAAGCAGCAAAUAAAAGCCAAUACAUAACACUGAGCUUUAUUCGUAUGGGAACAGAAUGUUCUUACGACUAUGUCUUUGUAUAUGAUGGUGAUUCUUUUGAUGCACCUCUAUUAGGAAGUUUCAGCGGUAAAACCGAACCACAAAAUGUCACCGCUUCCAGUGGAUAUAUGUUAAUACUGUUAUACAGUGAUACAAACUAUGUAUUGGAUGGUUUCCGUGCAACAUAUGCAAUUCACAACUGUCCAAAUAAUUGUACUGGGAGAGGACUUUGUGUGUCACAUAAAUGCUUUUGUGUGGUAGGUGUGUGGGGUGGGCCUGAUUGUAGUGUGGAACUAUGUCCAAAUGGAUGUUCAGGCAAUGGCCAGUGUAAAGGCGAUGGCUGUCAAUGCAAAAAAGGUUAUUCUGGAGAAUCAUGCUCUUUGAAAAAGAAUGACAAAGAAGGCAAUAGUUGGCAUUGGCUUUCGCACACUGAAAGUGGUAUGACAAAGAGAGCUGCUCACACUGCUGUUUAUGUAAACCACACCGACUCUCUAUAUGUCUUCGGAGGAUAUGAUUUGAAUAGAGUUUUAGGCUUACUGGAAAUUUAUAAAUUUUCUACUAGUCAAUGGUAUAAUGAAAAUGGAAGAGUUUUGAAACGCUACCCAACAACAGAAGAGAAUGAUAAAUCAUUAUUGACUCUAUUUACUAAAGGUAAUAUUGAUGGCAGCUGGCAGAUAGGAAAUAGGAGUUCCUUGUUUAAUUUACUCUUAGCAUCGUUUUCUCACCAUGACAAAACUACAUUACCUCUUAUGUACACACCUACACCUUAUUCUGAGAGUUACCUGCAAUUUACUGACAGGCCAGAGUUCCUUUCCUCUGGUAUUAAAUCUAACAUUUCCAAGCCUGAACCGAGGUAUGGUCACGCAGCUUGUUCCUUUUGGACGGGAUUCAUACUCUAUGGAGGGAAAUUAUCAGAUGGCAGCUUAUCAUCAGAGCUAUGGUAUUAUGAUGCAGUUUAUAAUUCGUGGACAUUAAGAGCUGUAAAUUCUACGUUCACACCACCUGGAUUGACUCGACAUACAUUGACGGCUGUGAAUGAUGAAUUGUAUUUAUUUGGCGGCAGCACGGUGGAUGGAGAAUUUUCCUCAAGUUUGUACAAAAUUAAGCUCGGUGAUGUGAGUAAUGAGUCGUGGGAGAAGGUCCAAGUACGCGGUGGCAAGGAGCUGGACGUGCGAGUUGUAUCACAUACUGCGGUAUAUCAUUCACAUUCUAACUCUCUCUUGGUGUACGGAGGUGUAGUGGCCAGUGUUGCAAGGUUUUCAAAAUUAUCUGAUCGCAUGUUUGCUUUUGACUUGGAUUACAAACAUUGGAGUGAAAUACAUUAUCCUAGAGCACACCUUCGUGAUACUUAUGUGCCUAGAGAGAGAGCUUUUCAUACAGCAAAUAUUAUUGGCAAUUAUUUAGUAGUUUUUGGCGGGUACUCUCAUAGACAUAACAGAGAAGAAAUUUGUUAUGAUGGACAAAUGUAUUUAUACCAUCUGGGUUGUCAUUCGUGGAUACCUUUAGAUGUUUUGGGUAAAACUCGAAAGAUAUAUCCGAAGAAGCAAGGAGUUUUUGCUCAUGCGGCAGCGUUGAAACCUCCUUCCACUUUACUAAUAGUUGGCGGAUAUCAUGGAAAUGUUAACGGUGAUUUAUUAGCAUAUGUAGUACCCAGUUGGCAUGCUGGAAUUACGAAUAAAGAUCCAGAAUCGGCGUGUCCAAAGCACCGCAGUCAACCAGAGUGUCUCGCCGAUCCGGAGUGCGGCUGGUGUUCUGCUGACGAUAUCUGUUACGGGAGGACAAUCGGAUCUAAUUGUACAACAAACUUGCAAUCGAUUCGAUGUGGCGGAAUUUGCCCGGCUCUGGGCGAUUGUCACUCGUGUCUGAUACAUGGCCCACCGCUGGAGAAGUUGAACACAACUCGAAAGGCUUUGCCGUCUGUUAGCACCAAAUUAGGACUAUAUCAGUGCAGCUGGUGUGUGCAAAAUGCACGUUGCCACCACAAAGAUGAUAACUACGGAGUUUGUGGUGAAGAUACACCAUCGGAAAAUCCCGGAUGGUGGGGAAACACCGGUACCGAAGUGACAACCCCGGAAGAAUGUAAAAUACUGGACAAGAGACCGGGACUGACGUUCCUGAGGUAUCAGCAGCCGGCGGAUUGGAAUCAUCCCGACGGAGUUUCGGUAGUGAAUGCCACCACCGUGGACUGGGGCACGGGCGGCGGCAGCAAUCACAUCUUUGUCGGGUCCAGUGAGGCGCGCCUGAGGGGCUGGCUACAUAUACCACAGUAUUGGAACGGCACAGGGGAAAGUUUACACAUUUGCGCCGGUCAUUCCAAUAUCUCUCUCAAUCUAGGCGAUAAUCCCGUUUCGGUCGCCAAUUUAACAGCGCAGCCGUCGGCGUGCUCCCUUGUCGACUGGCCGGCUCUUUUCCCCGGUCGACUCUCUGUGGAUAUGCACGCCAACGAUUCCUUACACACGGGCUUAUAUCCGUCACAUCAUCAUUCCAAAAUGGAACUUCUUCACAAUAAAUCUCAAGAAAAUGCCAAGGUUUUUACAUUUGAAUUUCUAGAGCCUUACUCGAGCGGUCAAUGUUCUAAUUACGAUAAUUGCUUACUCUGCCUCUCCGAUGCUGCGUGUGGAUGGUGCGAGGUUACAAACCGCUGUGAAGCUAGAAACACCGACGAGAAAACAACUUGUUCGGCCGAAGGCGAGUGGAGAUAUCUGACGUUACAACCGGCGGCCUGUCCCAAUUGUUCUAACUAUAUAAGCUGUGAGAGAUGCGUCUCGGGCAACUACUGCGAAUGGUGGGCGGACGAGGCGAGGUGCUCGCGUCGGGGCCGAGCCAGCGGCGCCAUUGUGGAGGCGAGCGAGUGCCCGGCGCCCUGCCGCAUGCGCCUCGACUGCGAGCACUGCCUGGACGAGCGCGGCCGCUGCGUCUGGUGCGAGGCGACCCGUCAAUGCUUCAGCUUCAGUGUGUACACCAGCGAGUACCAGUUCGGCUUGUGUCGGGAGUGGCUCGACCGCGCCUCCACACCGCCCACCGACGAUACCGCUCGGAAGUCCGGCCAGUGCAAGUCGUGUCAAGCGCACACGCAGUGCGCCACUUGCUUGCGCAGUAUGGGAUGCGGUUGGUGUCAUUCUUUCGAAAACCCUAUCAACGGCAUUUGUACGGAAGGUGAUUUCACUCGUUCCCACGUGGAUUGCGCUUCUCUCUUAAAUGUGACAUCGACGGAUGCGGGGUGGGCGUAUGCUCAGUGCCCCGACGUGGACGAGUGCGGCCUCGGCCUUCACGACUGCCACGAGCACGCCAUCUGUAACAACACGCACGGCUCCUACACUUGUAAAUGUAAGCAAGGCUACAUUGGGGACGGUAAAAAAAGUUGUAUGCGAACCUGUUACAAUAAUUGCGUGCACGGCUAUUGCGGCGGCGCUCCGCAGUACAAAUGUCAUUGCGACCUCGGGUGGACCGGCGCCGAUUGUUCCAUUAACUGCGGAUGUCACAAUCAUUCCACCUGCAAGACCGGAGUGGGCCGUUGCGACGAGUGUAAGGACUGGACGGAAGGCGAGUUUUGUGAAUCUUGUAAGCCGGGCAGUCACGGCAACGCGACGACCGGGCAAGGCUGCCGCAGGUGUGACUGCAACGAUCACGGGGACGAAGCUCGCGGCGUUUGCGACUACGCGACGGGAGAAUGCAUCUGUAAAGACAACACCGAAGGCCAAAACUGCGAGCGCUGCAAAGCCAAAUUUUAUGGUGACCCUCGGCACGGUGGCAGAUGCUAUUACCAAUGUGAACCGAGAGGAAUGUUAAAUGCGACGCAGACCGAAGGUAUCGGCUCGUUCAUGACAGAUCCCGACGUUAAAUCACUGGGCCCAUCGAAGGAGUGUCUAUGGAUUAUAUCUGCUAGUAAUAUUAAAGACGCCACGAUUCAGUUUAGAAUUAACUCCUCCCAUUUCGACGUGCCCUGUGAUGAAAACGCCGUUUAUGUUUACGACGGGCUCGGCGGCGUCCCAGAUUUGAAUAAUAAUCAACAAAGUCAACUGUUGGGCGUGUUUUGUAAUGGAGCUUCUUCGGGAGUAGUGGAGGCUCGGAGCGGGAAUUUAACCGUGCAUUAUAAACAAGGUCAGCCGGAGCAAGGCUUCGAAGGAGUAUAUGAGGUACUGGCUUGCGACGACUACUGCACAUGGCCCAGAGUUUGCAACAAGAGGCAUUGCGUUUGCCGAGACGGUUACGGAGGUCCAAACUGUGACAUUGAAAUUUGUCGAAACAACUGCAGCGAGACGAUUAAGGCUGGUGUGUGCGAUACUAGCUAUGGACGAUGUCUCUGCAACGAGGGAUUCGGAGGGGACGAUUGUUCUGUAAAACUUGAUAAAACUCAACUCGUCUUUACGGAGCUUUUUAACUCUGAAUUUCUGUCCGAUAACCUAGAUCACCUGAGAAAGACGUUACCCAGAUUUGGGCACAGUUUGGUUGCUGAUAGACGAGGUUUGUGGAUGUUUGGAGGAUAUUCACUAUCACAUGGCCCUUUGAAUGAUAUUAGAUUUUUCGAUACCAAAAACAACACCUGGAUGCAGGUAACCGUUGAAGCGACACCGGAUGCAAAAAUGCCCGAGCGCCGGUACUUCCAUGCGGCUGAAAUUUAUCAUUCCAAGCAAAACAUUUAUAUCUACGGAGGUUUGAGUUUACAAGAAAAAAGUGGAGAAAAUAAAAUUCUUGAUGACUUUUGGCAGUUCAGCUUGAAAGAUCAGAGGUGGAGCAAUAUCAAAUCCAAAAAUGAAAAGCCACCGGCACUAGCGGGACAUACAUUGACAUUACAAAAGUAUCAAGAUUACGAAAGUCUAGUUCUUAUCGGGGGCUUCUCGAUGAAUGAAGGAUUUAUGUCUGAAAUCUGGGAAUUUGAUCUCGAUAAUGAAAAAUGGAUUAAACUUCGUUGUACAGGAUCGAUGCCGUCUGGAGUCAUAGGACAUAGCACUGUUUACCAUGCUCCAUCGCAAAGUCUUUACGUGUUCGGUGGAAUAUUGUACGUUUACAAUGGCACUAUGGUCUCCGAUAAGUUAUUCUCAUUCCAUUACCCCACAAAAACUUGGAGUGAGCUGCCCAGCUUCUUGAAUAUACAUAAUGCGUUCGAAUCAUUGCCGCUUGCGACCUAUUUACAUUCCGCAGUCACCACAAACGAUUACAUGAUUGUAUUUGGGGGCAGAACUGAGCCAGAAAAUCGAUCCAACGCUCUCAUAGCCUACGUAUACGAAUGUAACCAAUGGGUCAGACUUGUAAAAGGAGUAAGUAUAGUGGAUCACCCUCCGCCGCGCACCAUCGCCCACGCGAUGGCGAUCGAUGUUGAAACCGACAGCGAAGGUUACAUCUACAUAAUCGGCGGUUGGACGGGAAGUGCCAACUGCCAAGUGACUCGGAUAUCUCUGCCCGAAGAUUUAUGCUCUCUAUGGAGCUCGAACAAGUUGGAAUGUAGAAGUCACAUGGGCUGCAGUUUCUGUAGUACUAGCAAUUACACGAAAUGUUACUCCGUCAACAAGCCCGGCUGUGAGGGUAGUGAUAGAGUUUCCACGAAUUCAGGCGCCGCUUGUGACUUUGAACUUAUUUCGAGUCGUUCAUGUGAGAAUUUCACAACGUGCACGUCUUGUCUCGCCGCCUGGCCGCUGUAUCCGGAGGAAAAACCCGCCUGCAGGUGGUGCGAGUCUUGCGCGGCGGCUGUCGGCGAAUGUGUACCAACGGAUGAAUCUUGUACAAGUAUCAAAUGUAAUGCGGGAACUACUUACAUCAGUGACGUAGAUCAAUGUCCGGAACUAAGGUGUCUGGCCUCAGACUGUGACAAAUGCGUAUCCAACCAGUGCACCUGGACUCGGUACGCCAGUAGAUCAGGUCAAGCAACAAAAAUUGUGGAAGAUAACAUUGAACUUUUUAAUUGGACGUGUGCGCUCAUCGAUGAACCCGGCCGCGCUAGUCUCAGGCCCAGGACAAAAGAGGAGUGCCCCAGUCGGUGCAACCAAUUUACAGAUUGUCAAUCGUGUCUCAGCUCCGACGGGGCCGAGGGUGGAUUCUCCGAAUGUCACUGGGCAUCAUACCUGGGGACUUGCAUAUCGCCAGCGUAUCAACCGAUUAUAUGUGCGGGUGGCGUUUGUGGGCUGGUACUGACGAAGGCGGACAAGAACAAGUGUCCAGCGCCGUGCGGCACGUUCGAGCAAUGUUCGGAGUGCUUGCGUCACUCGCACUGCGGCUGGUGCGCGCUGGAGGACGCCAAUGGCGAGGGCGUGUGCUCCGAGGGCUCGAUCGAGUCCCCGCUCGAUUACACGACGCGCACCACCUGCGCCGCCGUCUACGCCACUCUCAACCAGAGCAAUAACACCAAUGAAACAUUCUCCUGGCACUACACUAGAUGUCCUCCCGAAAACGAAUGUGAGAACAAUCAUCAUCAAUGUAAAGCCGAGUCUGAGGUUUGCGUGGACUUGCCGGAGGGGUACGAGUGCGCGUGCGGCGCGGGCUACAAGCGCGCUACGGGCGCGGCGGGCGGCGGGUGUGCGGCGGUGUGCACGCAGGGCUGCGUGCGCGGCGCCUGCGUGCAGCCCAACGACUGCCGCUGCGACUUCGGCUACGUGGGCGCCAACUGCACCAUACAGUGCCAGUGCAACGGACACUCGCACUGCGAGGGACCCGACAAACUCGACAAGUGCAUCGAGUGCCACAACAACACCAUGGGAAAUCAAUGUGAGAUCUGCAAACCGAACUUCGUGGGCGACCCGACGGACAACGGGCAGUGUAUCCCAUGCUCGGUGUACUGUCACGGCCACACCAGCGUGUGCACCAGCGACGUGUCUGACGUGGCGCUGACGUCACGCGACCCGCCCGCCGACGACGAGUACUACCGCGAGGGCUCGAAGGCGCGCUGCGUGCGUUGCGCCAACAACACCGACGGCCUCAGGUGCGAGCGCUGCAUCGAGGGGUACUUCAGGGGCUCCGAGGACUUCCGCGAUCCCUGUCGACCUUGCGAGUGCCACGGUCACGGCGACACUUGCGACCCUGUGACCGGGGAGAAGUGCAACUGCGGCAACAACACGGAGAGCGACGCCUCCUGCCAGGCGGCCGGCGCCAGCAAGAACACUGCGCAGGAGUGCUGGCGCUACCAGUGCGUCAAGUGCCGCGACCUCUACAUGGGUGACCCGCGCAACGGCCACCAGUGCUACAAGACCAUCAACAUCGAGAACAAGCUAUGCUUCGACGGAAAGUCGAUCGACGAAUGCAAAAUAAAGCCACGUCCCCUUUAUCCCGGUCAAACUGUCUUCGUAGCCGUCAAUCCGAGAUAUAUGAAUGUGGACAUACGAGUUAUAGUCGACGUGACGCAAGGAGCCGUAGAUUUGUACUUGAGCCCGAACGACAGCUCGUUCGUGGUGUCGGUGAACUCGACGACUGGCGCGCACGCGGUCGAGUUGGACCCCACCUACUACAAGCACGACCAGUUCCGAAAGAUACCGUCCCUGGACGACCCGGUACCGGAUAGCCAGCACUUCACCUGGUACUAUGACAAAACGGAGAUAUCGCUAGCCGAUUACACGGCCACGGAUCUGGCCACGUACGUCACCGUCGACAAGAGGAACGUAUUACUGCGCGUCCGUAACCUGCGCAACCGUCUGGUCCUCACUCUGCCGGAGAAAGUGCACGAUCUCUCCCACACCAAGUUCUACAUUAUAAUCCACGCGCGGCACGUGGAGGACGGCGCCGCCAGUUUCGGCAUAACCUUCUUCCGCCAGGACCAGCUGCACAUCGAUCUAUUCGUUUUCUUCUCGGUGUUCUUCUCGUGCUUCUUCCUAUUUCUGGCCGCCUGCGUUGUCGCCUGGAAGGCGAAACAAGCUGCAGAUGUACGUAGAGCUAGGAGACGUCACGUCGUAGAAAUGCUGCACAUGGCGAAGCGGCCGUUCGCGGUGGUGCGCGUGGUGCUGAGCGGGGCCAUGGCGGGGCCGGUUGCGCGGCGGCGACGUGCGCUGGACCUGCGCCCGGUCGCCAUCGAGCCCACCAGCGACGCGCGCGCCGCCGUCACCACAGUGCUCGUCAGGUUGCCGGGCGGGGCGAGGGCGCCGGUGCGGAUGGCGCUGGCCUCGGCUCUGGUGCUGGUGUCGCGCAACCCAGCGCAGCGCCCGCGCGCGCGCCGCCCUCUCUCAUAAGCUGACUAAUCUGACGUCUGCUGACGUAUGCUGACACAUGCGUCAUAGUUAAGGCCAAAUCGUUCUAGCUCAAUUCUUAUAAAUGACACAUUAUUUCAUACCUACAGUAGAAAAUUAACAUUAAAUUAUUUUGAUACUGUGAAGCUACACAGAAAGAGGUCGCCAAUAUUCAUAUCAUUAAUCAGCUAAUCUAAUAAUUGUGAUUUAAUUUGUAGGUGUAAUAUGUUUUCAAUAAAAUAUCUCCACUUUCCAAAC